Messenger RNA from Moesziomyces aphidis, 723 nucleotides. NCBI's taxonomy places the organism in Eukaryota, Fungi, Basidiomycota, Ustilaginomycetes, Ustilaginales, Ustilaginaceae. The record is from the annotation of a GenBank genome assembly.
AUGUUUGAUCCAAUAGAAGCGGCGGUGGCCGACAUCAAGGCCGGCAAGUUUGUCGUCGUACUCGACGAUGAGGACCGGGAAAACGAAGGUGACCUGAUCAUCUCGGCUGCGCUCUGCACAACGAAGCAGAUGGCGUGGUUCAUCCAGCACACGUCUGGCUUUAUCUGCAUCUCUCUCACGCCCCAACGUAUUGCCGAGCUGGCGAUCCCGAUGAUGGUGCCGAACAAUACCGAGAAGAACAAGACCGCCUACACCGUCACGGUCGACUACAAGCACGGCACCACCACGGGUAUCUCUGCACACGAUCGAGCACUGACAUCGCGACAACUUGCCGACCCCACGCUGGAAGCCAAGGUGGACGACUUUACAAGACCGGGCCAUAUGAACCCGCUGCGAUACACCGAGGGCGGAGUGCGCGUGCGCAAGGGCCACACCGAAGCAAGCGUGGAUUUGUGCAUGCUCGCCGGUCUGCCACCAGCAGGAUUGCUGUGCGAGCUUGUGGAUCCCGAUGACGAGGACGGAGGCAUUGCCAGCAGGGAUGCGUGCCUCAAAUUCGCAAGCAAGUGGGGGUUGAAGGUGACGACCAUCGAGAUGCUCAAGAAGUACAGAGAGGAACACGAGGGAGAGUUGCCAAACGACGUGCGUAGUAUGCUCAGCGACGACAAGGCAAGGGGCGUUAAGAUCGACGAACAACAGGUCGUCCCCCCCACCGCAACCGCUUAG